Ostrinia nubilalis (European corn borer) is the source of this 5276-nucleotide messenger RNA. RefSeq names its product calcium channel flower (gene fwe). The record is from RefSeq and is a predicted model, not a curated record. Gene Ontology annotation, cellular component: membrane. Lineage: Eukaryota; Metazoa; Arthropoda; Insecta; Lepidoptera; Crambidae. Gene Ontology annotation, biological process: vesicle-mediated transport. The transcript is spliced from 5 exons. Bases 84 to 665 code for a protein of 193 amino acids.
UGCUGCUUGGUAAUCAGUUUUUUAAUUUGACAUUUGACAGGUGUCAAGAGACAAGACAAGGCAGUGAAUUGAUUUUCUUGAAAAUGUCGUUCGCGGACAAGAUUGGUAUGCUUAUGUCUCGGCCAGGUGCCGAGAAUGCCCAGAAAGAUGACGUUCCAUGGUGGAUGCGCUACGGUGGACGAGGCCUGGGGAUAUUUGGCAGUUUCAUCUGCAUGCUGUUCGGCCUUCUAAACUGCACCGGCAUCUUCCUAUUCGACGUGUCGAGCGUGGUGGCGGGCGUGUGGCAGAUGCUGUCCGGCUUCCUGGUGAUGGUGUGCGAGGCGCCAUGCUGCUGCUUCUUCAUCGACUACGUGCAGGUGCUCUCUGACAAGCUUGAGUCGCGCCCGUACUGGAACAAGGCCGCGCUGUACAUCGGCCUGGCGCUGCCUCCGUUCUUCCUGGCGACCACAAGCUUGAGCACGUGGCUGGGAAGCGGGCUGAUCUUCGCCACGGGCAUUGUCUAUGGGAUGAUGGCGCUCGGCAGAAAAGCUUCCAUAGACGAGAUGCGGACGUCGGCGGCGACGCUGGAAGCGGGCAUGGCGGGGCCCACCACCACCGCGCCGCGCGCCAAGCUCGUGGCCAACGAGCUGCCCGUCAGCUUCACCGGAGCCCCCGAGCGACACUGACGGAGCCCUACAGCCCGCGAGGCGCCCGCUCCGCACUACUCAUCCGUAUACUCGCCUUAGGCUAAGAAAUCACGGCGCGAUUUUCACCCGCGCCCGCGGCGUUAUUUCAAAACUCACGGGAACGGUUAUUUGCGCUGUUAGGCUAUGAACACACGGCGCAGGUAAAAAUUGCGUCUCGCUAAGUCACUGGUAUAAAAUGGUCGCCCGCCGAUCGAUCGCAGAGUGCGUGGGCGAAAACCGCGUCGUGAGUUGUGCAUUAGUUUUUACAAAAGAACCUUAAUUCUACAGAAGCUCGCAACCGCCACGGGCGCGGGUGAAAAUCGCGCGAUGAGUUCUUAGCUUUAAGCCUUAAUUUCCUCUUAAGUUGACGUCGGUUCCUGACAUACGUCGAGCUUACGAAUAUACACUAGUUCUAUGAAGCACCGCACUGUCGGCAGUGGCAGAUAAUUAUUCGCGCGUACGUCGGUCGACUGAGCGGACUGAUUGAUGCGUUACUGAACAACAGGAGCGCGCUCAGUGCGCCACUGACCACUCUCCCGUACGGAUUAUGCGCGUAUAGCCAAAACAUGAUUGUUUGGUAUUCGCAGUGCGGGAAUUUUCUGUGUUCAUAUGUGAUGAUACCCGCCGCCAACGUCGGUCCCUGACGUCAACUUAGAAGGAAAUCAAGCCUGUUUGUUUCCACAUGAGCAUGCUCAAAUAAAUGAGCGGCUGAUUUGGCCGAGCCAUUAAUUCUUAGCAUUCAGGCUCGGGCUUGGCUCAGGCGUCUCCACUUGAGCGCCUCGGCCAAAUGAGCCGCUCAUUCGCCUGAGCAAGCUGAAGUGGAUACAAGGCUAUACGCACGAUGUCAGUAACCGGUUUAAGUAUGAUGACAUCAAUGAUAUUUUUUUAUAGAAUUAGUAUGAAAGUAUCGAUGGGACGCAUCGAAACUAUAUUUGACGAAGAAUUCAAAACUAACUUGAGGAACGUAAUGAUAUGAUUUUGGAAUUAUGUUGGUGUCAUCAUCCCUAUUGUAAAAACUUAUUUGCUCGAUGGUAAGCAUCGCCGCGAAAGAUAAAGCAUAAUGUUCAAAACGUUAACAUCGCAAAAUGUAGUUAUUAUCGACUAAUUAAUCCUUUAAAUUGUCCCUUUCUAAUUUAUUAACGAAUUUUCUGGCUCUAAUUAAUCUUAAAAGUUUUUCUGACAUUUUGCGCUCUUGACGUUUUUUGGAUUUGUAAUAAUAUGCGUGUUUGUCUUUUUACCGGUUUGACAUUGUGCAUGAAUUUUGGCUAUAUCUGCCAUUCCUUCAUCCCAAGCGCUCCCUUGGGAUGAAGGUAAAAGCCAAAAUACGGAUAUUGUUGUGCGGAGUCCCCUGUACCCGCCAGGUCGAGAAAACAUCGUCAUAUGUGGCAGCUCCAUCUUAGUUGUAACGCGGUUCGGAAUCAGAUAAAACUGAUUUAGGUCUCUCCUAAGAGGCUAGAAACGCGUCAACGCGCAGAUGGAGCUGUGACAUUAGUUUAUGAACAAGCAGAGGCCUCCCCCAUUGAUCUCCAGCGAACGCCAAGGCAUCCAAGGUUAAACUUUAUCAGAUCGACAGUAUAUCGCGCCGUUACACUUUACAUAGUCGUCGCUAUUUUACUCCAUUUUAUACGAGGUAGGUUCUUCCUGGAUGAGGCAAUUCGCCCGCUUAAAGACCUUUUUUAGAACACUUUUAGAUCAUGUCUUCGGACUUCGUUACAGUUCGUGUUUGCAUAAUACUUUUCGUUAUAACGUUUGAGCAGCUAUUGUGAAUGACCAACUUUGAACCUUAUGGGCUUGAUAUUUAGAACACAUUGCCAACGUACCGGAGUCCUCCAUUCAAUAAUAUUGCCAAAAUAACUAAGUUUUUGGUUGUCUUGAAACAUUGUUCCAUAUUAUUGCAUAUUGACACGAUAUCAUUAGAUGUUAUUGUACAUAGAAAUCACAUUUAUUUCAAUUGAAAAUCAUUAUUGCCUAUGAUAUGUCAGAUGUUUGUUACCAUAAAUUAGUUGUAGACCAGGUUGAAGAUUUUUAAAGGGCAACCUUAUAUUAUUCAUUAUUAUUGCUUGGAUUAUACUUACAUAUUAUAAAUGAGAUUGAACGGUAAGCAAAUUUUAAAUUUAAUUGAAAGGUUAAUAAAGCUGUAGAAGGAUAAAUUAAAAAUAAUUUUAUUGAAUUUAUUAUUAUUGUAUUGUUCCUGUGAGAUGGUUUGAUUGAUUAUUCCAUUAUUCCAUAUAACUUUUUGAAUAAAAUAAUAUUUUUUGUAAUCAAGUCUUCGAGGGGAGGUUUUUUUAAUGAAGCAGCUAAAUAUGUGCAUUAUUUUUAACAUAAUACUAAGAGGGCUGUAAAUAAGUUACUCUUAUGGCUUAAUAAACUGACGCGACUACGUCAGUUGAUAUUUAUAUUUCCAGUGAUUGACAGAAAUUAUAUUUAAAUAUGAAUUUUGUUCUAUACAUGUAUCGCGCACGUGAUUUAUAUACUAUUUCGACCUUGACAAUUUGACAGUAUAUUCGUAAUAAGAUAUACGUUAAACUAAGUCGAUGUAUUAGUUAGCUAAAUAUUACUUGACAUUGAUGUAAGGUGUUUCUUUCUAAAUUGUUAAACUUUACUCAUAGUGUAAAUAUACACAUUUACUCCCAAUUAUAAUACGUUUCGUGAGAAACAAGUGUGUUCAUAAUAUAAAUUAUUAGUUGGUCUUGGUUGCCACAUUUUUUUACUAUAGCAAAAUGAACCUUCUAAAAUACAGGAAUUCACGUACGUUUAAGUUGUUUAGAUGUUCAAAAACAAUUUUGGCUUCACGAAAUAAUUAUUUCAUAUGAAUUCUCGGUGUCCGUAAUCAGUCUAGAACUGCUUUCAACGAGAGUGAGCCAGCCCUCCUCGUGAUAAGACUUUUUAAACUAUGCAUUCCAAAUUGCACUGUAGAUGGGUCUCAUUAUUUUUAAUCUAUUUUUAUUAUACCUGUGUCUAUGCAACAUGGCUCAAUGCUACGACGAACCAUAGAUGAACGGAUGGUAUCUUAUUACUACGUGUGAAUAAUAAUUAUUGCCAAACAAUUGACUGUUAACAAUCCUUAUUAAACCUGUUAAUUACCAUGAGCCAUGUCGCACUAUACUGUAGCUUGCAUGUUAUUAGAUUUAGCGUUGCAGUUAGACUAGAUCCUGUAGUGACUGAUUUUCAUUUCGUAUUGUAAACAUUUUUACAACAAUGUCAAUUUGUUACAUGAACUAUUUAAUACUUAAUAGCUAUAUUUCAUUAGGAUUACUAGCGAGGGUCACUAAAUUAUAUUAAUCAAAUGUAAUGUUAAAGACAAAGUUGAGGGAUAGGAGAUGCUAAAGUAACCAGUUAUUGUACUGCCAGGUUUUGUCGGAUGCGUAAUGUGUUGUCGCUAUGAUGGUAGAUAGUAGCUUUGAUGUACGAAUAGACAGUUGACUUGUAUUAAUACACACGGUGAGCACUUAUUAGAUUGAUAUGAUAUUGUAGAAAGACCAUUAGUAAAUUAUCUUACAGCAUCCACUACCACACCACUGUUUAGAGGCUGGUAUGUUGGUCGGGGCACUCAUUUUGCCAAGUCGGAUGUUUAUUGUGGCACUGCAGUAAGAUGUACCACGGUCUUAUUAUCAAAUUGAAAACAAUGGCGUGCAAGUCAAUGUCUCCAAUGUGGCAAAAAGGCUAUUACGUCUCCGAUUACAUAAGAGCAUGAUACGAAAUUAUAAUGAAUAAUAACUAACACAUAAACUUAAUAGAAAACUGUUUCAGACGCUAAGUAUUAAAAUAUCACUGUUACUGUAAUUGCAAGAUAUUUUUGUAAAAUAUUAUAGAUGAUGCGGGCGCCUCGCCGCGCCACGAGUAUUAUGUGGUUAAGCAAGACCCUAGUCUUAGGUAAUGUUUUCGUAGGUUUAAAAAGUUUUGCUCACACACCAAUAUUUUUGUGAAUGGUAUUUAUGCGUUUAGUGUUGCCAUUAUAAGCCCUAUUAUUUAACCAUCUAUGCUCCCACUUUUCCAUUGGUUGAAGUAGGCAUUAGUAAAUUUUUAGUAAUUUAUUUCUUUUAUAGUUAUCUUCUUAUUAUCUGUAUCUUCCAUUCAGUAAAUCCGUCGCUUUACCUAUGCCAAUAAUAAUUUUAAAUUGUGAGCUAUUUUCACCUUAUUUUGUCUAUUAUUAUUGCCUCAUUUAUUAUUAUACAUUUUAAGCAAAAUAAUGUAAUUUAUUUCGGGGUUGUAUAUAAACGCAAUUAUUAUCCAUAAAAUUAUUAUUAUUUUUAGUACUAAGGUUAUUUUUGCUACAACUACAUGAAUGUACACGCAUGAUCUUAAUUAAUAUACCUUUAACGAGUCAAACCAAGGGCCUCAAUGACUGCGUAACAUUAGAACAACUGUAGAAUUUGUGGCUGUUAUACAUUUUUAAAUUUGUUAUUUCACAUUUUGGAGCUAUUUUUUUAAUUAAACUGACCACAUUCUGUAGAUUUCUAUGAUAAUUUUGAUAAAGUAUGGAACUAGUGAAUUGUUAGUAAAUAAUAUCAAAUGUAAACAUAGUUGUAUAGUGUAAGCAGUUGCAGUUGUUUCGUCAAGUUAAUGUUACUGUUAGGAAGGCAUAUCUGUAAUAAAUGUGUGUAUAUUGAA